AUGGUUAACAUGGCGGUCAUAACAGGAAAAACCCAGAACUAUACCUUGAAAAUUUUUUCCGUGACACCAGCCGGCAGAGUCGAUGACGUCACUUCAUAUACCACGUGUCAUUCCAGCGACCAAGACGUCGUCAAGAGAAAUACACAAACACCCACGCAAAAUGUACAACGUGCAUACAAAGUGAACGAAGGAAUGUACAACCCAAUACAACUCUGCCUGGCUCCUCUAGUAACUGAAACAUGUGCCAGAGUUUAUCUGGACGGAUCUGAGACGAGCUCGCAUCACAGCGUCAGUGUCAUCACAAAAUUCGGCAAGCACACGAAAUUCUUAUAUUUCAGGGUUUGGAGACCAAACAUACCCAUAACGCUGACGGUUUCUGACAGCAUUCUCAACCAGGUUAGAGGCUGGAGGGUCCCGAAAAAAGAGUUUAAUAGCGAUGAUAACAACAAUAAUAAAGGGAAAAGCCAAACGAACCGGCGGGCCGCCGAUUUCGGCAUACUAUCCGACAAGGAGUCGCCAUUUGACGAGAAUUACAGCAGCAACGAAGAUGUCGAGAUUGAUAAUACCGGCUCCGACCUACCAUUCCGACACCACAAUUCUCAGUCCAUCCGUCAGACGAAUACUCCACCAGAGCACGGUGGCGGUAGUGGCGGCUCCUAUCACCACAGCCACAGUAGCAGCCAUCAGCUCAUGUCCUGUGAGACUCGUUUCCAAUCGGCUGUGGUCGAAGUCUUCGCGACAUUUUCGGUACCGCAGGAUCAAUACCUCGUUAAUAACCAAGUUCGGUUCCGAAUUACGGACCUGGUGAUUGAUAGGAUCAGUAUCGGGAAUAGGGGCGUGGCCAGUCUGACCGGAAACAUCGUAGAGGGCAGUGCCCCGGGGGUGACAAAUGUUCAAGUUAAGUCUUCAACGGGCUCGUUAAUUGGGUCGGUUCAAAUCGAGGUUACCACCGACAAGGUCAACAUUGAAAGCAUAAGGUCAAACGUCAUAACUGGAUUGUCUCUACAGGUGUCAUCUCAUCUCGACCUCCGUGGGGCCAUUGUGGCGAGACUGACGAAAUCUAGCGAGUUUAAGAAAAAAUAUCAGGAGGCCACUCUGGAGAUGACCUUGAACUACGACGACGGUACCAGUUUACCCCUUCACCACAUUCCAGAACGCGACGUGUUAUUCACGAUCGACGUCCUAGACGAUCAGCUGAUUGCCGUGAAACACGCCCACCCAUUUUAUUCCCCGCGAUUUUUGGUCCUAAAACCAGGUCAGGGUGACCUAAUUAAGCUAACUUUAGAGUCGAGUCCCCACUGUUUCCGUAAGAAACCGCGACUCCUCGCCAUAGGACACGUUUAUGUAGACGCCGAUCUUGCCAAUGAUGAAGAGGAGGAAGAGUUUGAGGUAGGCGGGGCUUUGAAUCAUGUCAAUCAAACUUUAGAGACUGUGGAGAAGGGUGUGGCCCAUAUUAAUCUCAGUUACGAUGGUCUGGUCAUCAGUGCCGGUACAACCCCUAACAGAGAAUUCAAUCGAAAAAUGAACCAAGCCGACGCCAGCAACUCUCCGACCGGCAACCAACAAAGCAAAUUUCACCAAACAAACAGCAACAACAACAACAACGGCUACUCACAGCACCCACCGUCACUGCACGCUUCGGCCCUGACUCCACUGGAAAUAGGGAUGUACACGCUGCUUGCCGUCUUCUGCCUGGCUGUCUUCAUAUUCAUCAUCAACUGCGCGUUCUUCAUGGCGAAACACAGGCGCAAAAAUGAUUCGAACUCGCCGCGAAAAAAUCUUGCUUCAAACAGGAAAUUAUCUUCUGGGAUCCCUAAAAGGAAAGACGGAACUGUAGCAGCUACAACGGCUGCUGUUGGAGCGGCGGCAAACUGCUCGCCCGACUGGGUCUGGAUUGGACGAGAAAUUUUGGAGAGGAACGCCAUUGAUACCGCUUGUCAACGAGCCCUCAUGCCCAAUGAAAAGUUCAACAACAAUAAUAACAAUAACAACAUUAACAUCAUCAACAACAUCAACAAUAACAUUAAUAACGUCGAUGGAAGUGACAACAACAACAACAACAACAACAACAACAGCAGUUACAACAUGAAUGAUAACAACAACACGAACGAUCUCAACAUAUACAACAACGACGGCAUACGUUGUUUCGGUGAGGCCGGCCUGAUCGGCCAGCAGCCAGGCGACAACAACAACUGCAGAAACAACACAACAACAUUGCAAAGAAACAGCAACUACAACAACGCACCUCUCUCGACUUCAAGUGCGACGACAACAGCCACAACUAACGUAGCUUCCAACGACAACUCGCCACCGCCACUCACGUCGCCGAGUCCCUUCGCUUCCAAAUUCAAUCCCAACACGAACCACUACCGAGAUUGUUACGAUGACGACGACGAUGACGUCAACAACGGUGGCCAGGAUGACGACGAUGACGACGAAGAUGUUGAUUCAAGUUGCGAGAUUGUCAGUAGAGAUGAGUUGGAGCCGAGGUUGGUGGAUCUGGCGAGGAACUGCAAGAGGUCGAAGCGACGCGUGGUCGACGGCGAAGAAAGCUCUGCCAAUCAGAAGAGUCUUAGAACAAAAGUUAAAUGCAUCAAGAAUCCUGAAAAUCGCUUCCAGACACCAUCAAGCCAGCCACCAUUCAUCUUCAACAACAGCAUCAACCACAUCACCGAUAUUAACUCCCAUCAAAUACAACAGCCACAACCAGCCACAACAUCGCGAACCACACCUCCCCUAUACAACAGCAGCAACAGUAGCCACCACCAGCGAUACACUCCUCCUUCACAGCAACACCACUUUCCAAAUAACUUAGUCAAACCCCUCUCCCCAAGGCCCUCCCUACCCCAUAAAUUUCUCUCGAACAAACCCACCACACAGCUAACCAACUCAACCCUAAACGAAAAACAACGUCUUAACAACAUCCAGUCGGAAAACAUGAUGAAAGUUGGAAGCAGUGGCAAGAAUGGGCUGGAAAGGGGCUUGAAAAAACCGGAAGGGGAUAUAGGAUAUUGUAACAGUGGGUCUUCGGAUGUGGAGUGGGACUGUGUGGCCCUCGGAGUACCCCCGGAUGAACUUUCGGAAUAUUUUGACAAUCUGAAAGAGUCCAUUGCAUAA
Molecule: messenger RNA, 3117 nt
Organism: Helobdella robusta
Lineage: Eukaryota; Metazoa; Annelida; Clitellata; Rhynchobdellida; Glossiphoniidae
Exons: 11
Coding region: 1-3117 (1038 amino acids)
Source: RefSeq, a predicted model, not a curated record